UCAGAAAUAGAAGAAAAAGAAAAUAAAGGAAGAGAGAGAGAAAGAGAGAGAGAGUGGAGAGGGGUUGGGUUGUCCUUGUUGUUGUGUAUCAGAAUAUUUGCAGUGAUAUUCAUUGAUUGCCCAUUUUUCCUUUCUCUCCUUUCUUUGUUUUUUUUCCUUGCCAAAUAAUAAUAAAUAAAAUCAAGAAAGAAAGAAAGAGAAAGCGAAGACGGAGCCAGAGAUUGAUUUCAACGCAGCAGCCAAAAACUUUGAGGAAGGCAAACGUAAAGUGGUGGUGGUGGAGAAAAAAGAAAGAAGAAAGAGAAGAGAAUGGAGGAAGCAGUAGCUGCAAGGUAUUGGUGUCACAUGUGCUCUCAAUAUAUCGAUCCCAUCCUGGAAGUUGAGAUCAAAUGCCCAUUUUGCCAAAGUGGAUUUGUUGAAGAGAUGAAUAGCACAACCAUUAGGGACAAUCAAGCCCAAGCGGACGUAGAUACUGACACCGAUUUUGGGUCCGAGCGCGCCCUCUCUCUCUGGGCCCCUAUAUUGCUCGGCAUGAUGGGCAAUCAACCCCGUCGCCGGCGCCGAAGAUUCAGACAAAUUGAGUUCGAGUUUGGAGAUGAAGAUGAUGAACAUGACAAUGACAAUGACCAUGAGGAUGGCCAUGGCCACGGCCACGGGGGAGGGGAGACUGAAUUGGAUCGUGAACUUGAGUCCAUAAUGAGGAGAAGGAGAAGAAGCUCAGCUACUAUACUUCAAUUGCUCCAAGGCAUUCGAGCUGGAAUGGCCUCUGAAUUAUCUGAGAAUUCUGAAGUUGAUAGGGAUAGAGAGAGGGAUAGGGAAAGAGAUAGAGAUAGAGAUAGAGAAAGAGAAAGAGAAAGAGAGCGCCUGGUUUUGAUCAACCCUUUCAAUCAGACUAUCAUUGUUCAGGGUUCUUAUGAUUCCAGCAGGGGGAGUCAAAGCGAGAAUCAGAGCCACAUUGGGUCUUUAGGUGAUUAUUUUAUUGGACCUGGUUUAGAUUUAUUGCUGCAGCAUUUGGCUGAGAAUGAUCCAAAUAGAUAUGGUCCUCCACCUGCACAAAAGGAGGCAGUUGAAGCAUUACCUACUGUGACAGUUAAGGAGAACUUGCAGUGUUCAGUGUGUUUGGAUGAUUUUGAGAUUGGUGCCGAAGCAAAGGAGAUGCCAUGUAAGCAUAAAUUUCAUAGUGGAUGUAUUAUGCCAUGGCUGGAGCUUCAUUGUUCUUGUCCAGUUUGCAGGUUUCAGUUGCCUGCUGAUGAGACCAAGCGUGAUACAGAUGCUUCUAGGAACAGCAGUAAUCAGAGGGAGAGGGAGAGUAAUGAGAGUGAAAUUGGUCAUGGUAAUGGUAGUAAUGAAGAGGGAGAUGGAGGGGAUGGGAGAAGUGGAAGUGGGAGAAGGUUUUCAUUUCUAUGGCCUUUUAAUGGUUUCUUUUCUUCUUCGGGUGGAGGGAAUUCUUCCUCAAACUCCUCAUCUUCGUCGGCUAAUUCAACCGGAGGUGGAAAUGCUUCAUCUCAAACCGAUGAUAAUUGAUUAUAUUUUCGUCAGUUUUUUUUUUACUCUGUUGCCUGAAUUUUAUGCCUUGCUUUUAUGUAUAUAGCAUCUGAAUCGGUAAGAUCAAUUUGUGCUGUCAUCCUUCAGUGUUUUGUAGAUCUCUUGCCCUCUUACAAGAAUUUCUACGUUCCUAUUUGACCUACUCUUCUUCAUUUGUAUAAAUUUUUCUUUUUACCUUUU
Corylus avellana is the source of this 1725-nucleotide messenger RNA. Its product is annotated as E3 ubiquitin-protein ligase SIRP1. The record is from RefSeq and is a predicted model, not a curated record. Gene Ontology annotation, molecular function: ubiquitin protein ligase activity. Gene Ontology annotation, cellular component: cytoplasm. Gene Ontology annotation, biological process: protein ubiquitination. Lineage: Eukaryota; Viridiplantae; Streptophyta; Magnoliopsida; Fagales; Betulaceae.